AUGAAUCAGGAGAGAACAAUGCUCAUCAAAAGGGGUAAUAUACUUCAUUAUAAUUAUGUUCAAAAUGUAAAGCUGUACCAUCAUUGUCAUAAUUUUCUUACAGAUGUUGCUGAAAAUAUUGAAGAUAACUGGACUGUGCAAGGACAGAAGGAUCGUCAGUUCUUUAGUGUACCGUGUGAUCAGACGAUCGCACAAACCUUAAACAAGGAUUCCAAGAUGAAAGGUGGCUUAGUGGGUUUCACUUUAAAUAGAUGAGCAGCCCACCGCUUGAUUUUGGGGCAAGCUGAGAGAAGCGCAAUCAUAUCAAAAUUUCCAGCCAAACCGUCAACCACAACAAAAUCAGAAAGAUUGGUUGAAUUACCUAGAAUUUGUUCAUGGGAUGAUAAGAAAAAGAACUUAGCUAUUCCUGUUAGAAUUACACAGAGACAAAAUUACCACCACUGUAAUUUUAAUAAUACUUCAAAUAUUAACUCAAAGAGACGAAGUUACUUGGUACCUAUUAAUUUAACAUCCACAAGUAAAGUUCCUUCGAGAGAGUCAGGUUUUGCUGUUCCUAAGUUUAUGUUUAUCAAUAUAUGUAGUCUGGCAAAAACAAAAAAUCGAGUACGAGCUGUAGUUGCACUGGAGGCAGACUUGCUCAAUAACGAUGUAGAUGUAUGUGUGGUGAGCGAGAGUCACCUGAAACCUGAAAUGCCAGAUGCUGUGGUGACCAUUCACAAUUAUUCAAUAUUUAGAAGAGAUAGAAGUUGUGAAGGAUGCGAUAUGAGAGCAAAAGGAGGGGUAGCAAUAUAUGUUCGGAACAGCUUAAAAGUUAUUGAUAUUUAUCGAUCCAGUUUGUACGAACUUAUUGGUGACACACUUCUGUUACCUACAGGAAACCGCAUGUCGAUAUAUGGCCUUUAUCACCCACCUAGGCACAAUUAUCUGGAGAGCGACUUAUUGGAUUAUUUAAUAAAUAUUUCUGACGACGUUCUGGACAAAUAUCCAGACACUGUAAUUGUUUGUGGAGGGGAUUUGAACAGUUUGGACAUAAAACACCUUGAGGAACUAUCAGGAUGGGAUGCAAUGGUCGACUUUUCAACAAGGGGUAACGCAUAUUUGGAUAACUGCCUUACAAAUAGAAUAGAUUUGUUCUCAAAAUGA
Paramuricea clavata is the source of this 1143-nucleotide messenger RNA. NCBI's taxonomy places the organism in Eukaryota, Metazoa, Cnidaria, Anthozoa, Malacalcyonacea, Plexauridae. The record is from the annotation of a GenBank genome assembly.